Molecule: messenger RNA, 1594 nt
Organism: Branchiostoma belcheri (Belcher's lancelet)
Lineage: Eukaryota; Metazoa; Chordata; Leptocardii; Amphioxiformes; Branchiostomatidae
Product: bone morphogenetic protein 2-like
Exons: 7
Coding region: 288-1559 (423 amino acids)
Biological process (GO): SMAD protein signal transduction
Cellular component (GO): extracellular region
Molecular function (GO): cytokine activity; growth factor activity
Source: RefSeq, a predicted model, not a curated record
UGAAAUAAUCAACAUCUCCGAUUGGGCGAAUCACAGGUUUACAAUGUCAAUAUGCCAAUCACGGCCUCAAAGGCUCUUUAUGCAGGCGAGAAAUCCCCAUUGAAAUUAGUGACGUUUCUGUCAAGGUGACCGGAGCGAAGGCGGGGUCUGUGCGCCACGUUACCUCACACGCAGUCGGGGACACGCGAGCAGCAACACGCCGUGAGACCACGCUCGGGACUUCUACCUACACUUCUACCUACACUUCUGACAACUCAAGACUUUUUUUUAUCUCUCAGACCGUCGCCAUGUGGAAGUUUGGACUGCUCGUGGCCUGUGUAUUCCUUUUGGACCAAUCUGUGGCCAGACCGAGUGUUGGUGGCCAGCACCAAGACGAGCCCGUCAUGGAAUACGAGGCAAUCGAAAGACUGAAGAAAGUUUUCGGACUACCCGAGAGACCGCCGGCGCCGAAGCGACAUUUCAGGCCGCCGCAGUACAUGCUGGAUCUGUACAACACCAUUUCAGACCCGGACGGGAUCGUGCGAUUUCCCAACCCGCUCUCUGCGAACGUCGUCCGGAGUUUUCCCGACAAAGACGUGCUGCACAGAAGUUUCUUCUUCUUCAACGUUUCUUCCGUGUCGACGACGGAAAACGUCCUGGACGCCGAACUGCACCUCUUCAAGGUCAGGCCAAGAUUCACGUCCAAGUUCAUGAUGAGGAGGCAACAUUUCUACGAGGUGCGCGUGUACCAGAUCAUGGCGCCGCAGCUCGCCUGGCAGGUCGAGGGAAACCGCCUGGUGUCGUCCCGCCUGAUCGGGCUGCACGGCUCCGGCUGGGAGGUCUUCAACAUCAAGCCGGCGGUACGGGACUGGGUCGCCGACAAGAACGCCAACUUUGGCCUGCUGGUCACGAUAGCAUCCUUAACCGGGAGCAGCCUCGACCAGAAUGUCAUCAGAUUCGCCAAAAGGAAGGAGCACCACAGAAGUAAGGAGCCCAUCCUGGUUCUGUUCAGUGAUGACGGCAGAUCAAGAUCAGCAUCCGCGGCAACCUAUGAAAGUGCGCCGACUAACGGUAAAGACUACGAUUACUACGAUAGCGCGUCGACAAACCAGGAAAUCUUAAACAACUACUACGACCCGAGCCCCGAGACACAGCAGCAGUGGCGGAACGAAAGGACGAACACUGUGGAGAAAUCAGCGAACAGGAAAAACAGAACAAGAGUGGAGAGGUCGGCACAGCGGCAUCCAACGAACAGACAAUUCGAGCCGUGCACUAGACGCAACUUGUACGUGGACUUCGACGCCAUUGGCUGGUCAGGUUGGAUCAUCUCCCCUAAGGGCUACAACGCCUACCACUGCAAGGGCAAGUGUCCGUUCCCGCUGGGUCAGUCUCAGAAACCCACCAACCACGCCACGGUCCAGUCCAUCAUGAACGCGCUAAGGUUACAAGAAGACGUGGGCCAGCCAUGCUGCGUACCCAACAAACUCUACUCCAUCAACCUUCUCUACUUCGACGACGAAGAAAACGUUAUAUUGAAACAGUACGACGACAUGGUAGCAGCAAACUGCGGGUGCCACUAGUACAGAAUCGUCACCAGAUACAGACUUUGUAAAAA